Notothenia coriiceps (black rockcod) is the source of this 423-nucleotide messenger RNA. Its product is annotated as ectonucleotide pyrophosphatase/phosphodiesterase family member 2. Gene Ontology annotation, biological process: nucleoside triphosphate catabolic process. Gene Ontology annotation, molecular function: nucleoside triphosphate diphosphatase activity. The record is from RefSeq and is a predicted model, not a curated record. The annotation marks the transcript as partial. The transcript is spliced from 4 exons. Lineage: Eukaryota; Metazoa; Chordata; Actinopteri; Perciformes; Nototheniidae.
UGAUUGAAGCUCUCCAGGGUGUGGAUAAGAUCAUUGGUCAGCUCAUGAACGGCCUGAAGCAGAUCGGCCUCCACCGCUGUCUCAACAUCGUCAUCGUGGCAGAUCACGGUAUGGAGGAAAUUAGUUGCGAGAGGAAGGAGGUGCUGCAGGAUCUGGUGGGCGACAUCAGAAACUACUGGGUGACUGAGGGACCAUUUGGGCGCAUCAGAACCAAACACAACAACAUAGUGUUUGACUCAGCUGGACUUGUGGCCAACAUGACUUGUAAGAAACCAGACCAAAAGAUCAAGCCUUACCUGAAGGCCAACCUGCCGAAGCGCCUCCACUUUGCCAACAGCCGGCGCAUCGAAGACGUUAACGUCCUGGUGGACCUAAAGUGGCUGUUUGAGAGGUAUCCAAGUCUGCACUCCAUCACUUUUAGAU